Messenger RNA from Mesorhabditis spiculigera, 1149 nucleotides. The record is from the annotation of a GenBank genome assembly. Lineage: Eukaryota; Metazoa; Nematoda; Chromadorea; Rhabditida; Rhabditidae.
AUGGCCUGGGAUGACAUGCAGGAGCUGGCGCCUCGGACCGCCCGUUCAACCUACACCCAUCGAAUCCUCGGGAUGCAGCUCGAAGCCAGGAGAAGAAUUCGGAAGCAAUACGGCCAGCCGGAAUUCGAUGGCGACACCGGAAAUGAGGGCGUCGACGAGAACCUGCUCCAAUUUGAUGGUGGUCAACAGUGUAGUUGGAUCCGAGAAGAGCCGGAAAUGAGCGAAACGAAAGGGAAAGUGGCCAUUGUUGGGUGCGGGUUGAUCGGCUCCUGCUGGGGCGCCAUGUUCGCCUCGGCCGGGUACUCGGUAGCGGUCUAUGAGAUCAACGACUCAUUGGCCCAAGCGGGUGUUGGACGGAUACGCGGGAAUCUCAAUACUAUGCAGAAAGAGCAACUUAGCCGGGGUAAGUAUACGAUUGAAGAAGCUAUGGCCCAGGUCACGAGAACGGUCGAUUUGGCCGAGGCGCUACAUGGCGCAAUUUAUGUACAGGAAUCCACAAUGGAGAGCGAAACCUUCAAAAAAGAUAUCUUCUCCAAAAUGGAUGCCAUCGCCGGACCGGAAACGAUUCUGGCAAGCAGUACAUCUACCAUUCCCGCAUCGACCUUCACGGAGACGCUCAAGAAUCGAAGCCGCUGCCUUGUCGUCCAUCCCGUCAACCCGCCACUAUACCUCAGCUUGACGGAGGUGGUUCCAGCUCCCUGGACAGACGAGAUCAGCGUCGCAAAGACGGUAGAGCUGAUGAAGGACAUUGGCCAGACCCCCGUUCGUCUGAAUCGAGAAGUGCUCGGCUUUGCUGUGAAUCGACUUCAAUAUGCCUUGCUCGCUGAAGCUUGGCGACUAGUGAAAGACGGGGUAUUGGACCCGGAAGAUGUAGAUAAGGUAAUGAGCGAGGGACUAGGACCUCGCUACGCCUUCCAGGGACCCCUACAAACGAUUCAUCUAAACGCGUUAGGUGUCGAAGACUACUGCAACCGUUAUGCAGCCGGAAUCCGCCGUGUCCUGGCGGAUAUGGGCCCGACUCCCAGCUUUGAAGAGCCAGAAGUGAUCGAAAAAAUCUCGCUGAGCAUGCGCACCAGCGUGCCAGACCAUCCCUCCGCCCUCGAGCAGCGCAAAACGAAUCUCGCCCGACUUGCCAAGCUGAAAAGAGAA